This is a messenger RNA of Ambispora gerdemannii, 2145 nucleotides long. The record is from the annotation of a GenBank genome assembly. NCBI's taxonomy places the organism in Eukaryota, Fungi, Glomeromycota, Glomeromycetes, Archaeosporales, Ambisporaceae.
AUGGACGAAAUUUUAACAAAAGUUGCACUUCAUACAGCGACCUUUGUCGGAAAAGCGGCUUUCGCAUAUAGCACAAACUAUGCUAUGAAACAAGUAACAAAUUAUAUAAAACAUGAUUCUGCUACUAGUAAAAUUGACACGGGGGAACUUGAACAUGUGAAAACGAGCCUUGAUGCAAACAUACGCAUCGUUCAACCUUCAAUUGAUCUAAUUGAGAUCAUUAGUGCACGUGGCAAUACCUUUAUUGAACCAGCCGUUGCUCAAGCCGUUCAAUUGCGCAAGGAAAUCGAUGCAUUUGCCCGAAUGGUUUCAAUGGAGGAUACUUCAAAAGUAAUCGAUCAUACAAAAGUCCUUAACAAUAUGAAAGCUCUUAAUGACAAGAUAAGGGAAUUUGUACCAUAUCUAAGCCUUGUGCUCACGACUAGUGGUGCAAAUUUGGGUGUAUCACUUCGAAAUCAUGUUAGUCCUUCGCUUUUAUUACAAGCUUCCGCGGCUUUAAAUGAGACACACAAGAAAUUUACCAGGGAAAAACUACAAAAAAUACAUGUUGGCCCCUUGUUUAAAUUGCGACUUUAUUACUUGUUCGCUGGAAACUUUCGCCCGAAAACUGUUGGUGACUUUACGUGGAAAGAAGAAUAUACUAAAUGUGACGGAGAAAUUGUUAGAGUACGUCAAAAUAAGUCGGAAGAAAAGAAACAAUUUCUUUAUGAAUUAAUCUUAACGGAAGACUUGAAUGAUGGAAGAUAUCAUGAAGAAUUUGAUAUUAAUGAAGAGACUCGUGCGAAACUGGAGAAUAAUGAGAAAAUUCCUGGUAAAGUACUUCGGAUCCCAAUCAGUGAAAUUUCUCGACUAUUUUACAAUUCUUCAGGGUCAAUGUUAAAUAUAGAGGAUUCCAGAACUCCAGUACUGGUAUUAAAAGUGGUUAAAGGACUAUACAAAAAGGAUAGAUAUAAUCAAGACACAUCCAAUAAUAAUCAAGAAUUAGAGUCUGAGAAUAACGAUCAAUUAUAUAUUCCUCCGGUAGCUGUUACUCCCGACAAACAUAAAUUUGAAUCAAACGAGACAACUAAAAUAGAAUGCUAUGGAUUAGAGUUAUAUCAAGAACCUGAAUUCUCUUUUGAGGAAGAAGAUGAAGUGGAUUCACAAGCUAGCGACAGUGACGAAGAACCAUAUCUUGGUAUGGCUAUGAAUACACCACUUCCGUCAAGUGACGGAGAUAUUUCCAGCGAUGUUACGAUAAGCGAAGAUGAAACAAUAAGUGAUACAGAAAGAAAUGGUGAAGAUCAUAAGCAGAGCUUAACUGAACUUCAAGUCGAUCAAAAAAUCACUUCUGAGAAGAAAGAAUCUGAUUCUUUCCCGAUUGAAAAUAAAAUAGUUUCUACUGAUGAUUAUUAUCGUAGCACUAUAAAUACUCUUAGUUUCCUCGAAUAUAUAAUACGAUUGAGUGCAUUAGAAAUGUCUGAGCAAAAACAACACACUGAAGUAAAUGAUGAAAAAAUAAAUUUAUUCUUGAAAGACGACGAUUCCUCUUCUGCUUCUGGUGGAGUAAACGCAGUUAAUGCCACAUCCACAUCCGAUUCAUCAACAUCCCCUAAUUCACCUAAGCGAAAGUCACCAACGAAUCAACGGUCUUCCCCAAAAAACCGUUCUCCAAAAAUCAUUAGGAAUCAAUUACUGGCGUCCGAAUUUCAGACGCCUUUCUCUUCGCCUUCACCUAGAUAUAAUAAUGAGUCAACAAUAAGUACAAUGGAUAAAUUUCCGGAAAAUCUCAAUUCCCCCUCUAAAGGCUCAUAUCUAACGCACACAUCAAACACUACACCAAAAUUUACCCCAUUUGGUCGUAUAGCAAAACCAUUACGAGGUGUUUCAUAUACGCCGAACAAAGAUAUUAGUCAAGUCUCAGCAAGUACAACUCCCAAUUUCACACCGACAUCAUCAUUUGGUCGUAUAGCGAAACCAUUAAGAGGUACACCUACGAACAGAGUAUUAUUUCCAUUUAAAAAUAAAGACAUGGACGAUGAUGCUGAUGGCGAUGAUGAAAACAGUUCUGCAAGUGAGCUAACAAAAAGUGAGCGUAUUUUGGGUCACCAAUUAGCCAAUUUGAAUAUUAAAGAUUCCAAUGAACUUUCUAGUAACAAAGAAUAG